Molecule: messenger RNA, 1296 nt
Organism: Hemisphaericaspora subhashii
Lineage: Eukaryota; Fungi; Ascomycota; Pichiomycetes; Serinales; Debaryomycetaceae
Exons: 1
Coding region: 1-1296 (431 amino acids)
Biological process (GO): protein homooligomerization
Molecular function (GO): protein binding
Source: RefSeq, a predicted model, not a curated record
AUGAACAUUGAAACAUUAGAAGAAUUUGAUCCAUCAGUUCCAACAAUAUUACCUCAUGAAAAGGUUUAUUCAAUUCAAGUUGGUUAUAAAUUAUUUAAAUUAAGUGGAUUAUCAUUAUCGUCAGAUGCACCAUCUUAUUUUACUAAAUAUUUUAAUGAACCUGAUAAUGAACAUAAAGUUUUAUUCUUUGAUAGAAAUCCAACAAUAUUUGAAAAGAUCUAUAAUCAUUUACAAGGAUAUUCAAUUGAUGUUAAAGAUGAUUAUGAAUUUGUUCAUCUUUGGUCUGAUUGUUUUUAUUUUGGAUUAAAUAGAUUACAAAAGAUCUUAACUGAACAAGAUAUUUUUGCAAACAUUGGAGGAGUUUCAUUUAAAAUACCUCAAAGUUUAUUUAUAAAUACUGGUAAUCACCCAAAUUAUUUCUCCAUGAAUAAUGAACGGUCGUUAUUAGAUAAUUUUCAAAUAAUUGAACAGAAAAAUAUGCUACGUCCACCUCCUCAGAAACCAAGUAGUGUGCCAAAUAGGUCACCUCAAUUGUUUGCCGACUUACUUGAAUUACUUCGAGGAAAUCAUUUAAUUAUAAAGAAUGAUCAACAUCGUCAAUUAUUAAUCAAAGAAUGUAGAUAUUAUCGGUUUAUGGAAUUAGAACAAAGAAUAUUGAACCAUCGUAUAGAAAUAAGUUCAAAGGGAUGCCCACAAAUUAUUAUGAAUCUUAAUGAUUUAACAAGAAAGGGUGUAAGUAAUUUAUCUAAAGAUAGGAAUAUUGAAUUACCGAUUAGAUAUACUCGUCCUUAUAUAACAAAAGAAAUAACUAGAAAUUUAGUUUUCCAAAUUGAUUUUGAAGAUGAUCAAAAGAAUUCUCAAGUUAAAUUGAUUCUUAAUAAAUCUACAAAGCUUGCGCUUGUUAAAAUUACAAAUAAAUUUUGUAAUAAAAUAAAGCAAGUAUUUAAAGAUUUUUUAGAUGGGGCAAUUAUUGAUGAUACAGAUAAAGAUAAUCCAAGUGUAAGCUUUUUUGUCGGCUUUAGUGAAUCUAAAUGUACAAUUAAUGGAAUGGAAAUGAAACCAAAUUGGGUUGACACUAUAUUGGAUAUCAAGGAACCAGAAGAGAAUCCAGACUUAGAACCUCUAUCUAAAAAGAGGAAAACUACAGUUGAAUCUUUGACUGGAGAUAUGGUGGAAAUUCUUCUAACCAGAUCAAUGUGGAGACUUAUGAUGAGAGGAAAUUUGUGUAGAUUACACGCAGUGACUAUAGAAGGAUACAGUGAUUAUUCUAAAGUACCCAAAACAGGAUUUUUGUAA